Molecule: messenger RNA, 1028 nt
Organism: Bursaphelenchus xylophilus (pine wood nematode)
Lineage: Eukaryota; Metazoa; Nematoda; Chromadorea; Rhabditida; Aphelenchoididae
Source: the annotation of a GenBank genome assembly
AUGGAUGUUCUCGACGACUCUAUUUGUAAGAAGGAGGACCUUCCGACCGCGAUUGUGGUCAAGAAUGUCCCUUCCGACCUAUUCGACAGCCCGGAGAUGAAGCUUAAUUUCGCAGAUAUGUUCACCCAGAUCGAUAAAAAUGUUCGGAUAGAUUAUUUGAAAGGAUUUAGACGAGUUCGAGUCGCUUUUUCAAGACCCGAACAUGCCACGGCAGCCAAACUUCUAGUGGAACAUCACGAGUUCGAAGGAGUCCAGAUGAAGCCUUUCUUUAUUCAGGUCAGAAAAACUUAGCAUUGUUAAAGACCCGACCGCGACUAUUGGGAAAAAAAGACGUUCGGGGAAAAUGAAAUAAUUUUUUGCUUUUUUGACUAGCAAAAACCAGACACCUUGCUACCCUAUCCUCAGAAAAACUUCAUUAAAUGGAGGAUAAAUUUUAUAAUCUCUUUCGACCUGACACAGCCCGACAGGAACUGAGUCGAUCCACCUAACCUCUGAAACACAUGUAAGAUGCCGUUUUAAAAAUUCCAAAUUUUGGGCCUUCUGCAAAGGGCUAGCCAAAGAAGCGAAAAAAUAUUUUAGUUUCCCCAAUUGACGACGUUCCGUUACAGAUCGUAAAAAAAAGAGUCGCUCGGUUAACUAAUAAAAAUUUUACGUUAAAACAUUCCAGAAUAUCACAGUCACCCGGCGAGCGUAUCAAGACGAGGAAGGCCAUCUGACCCUGCCUCCUCUAGAAAAACAAUUUCUGAUAUCUCCUCCUUCUUCACCUCCAGUUGGUAGGUCUCUUCGUCUUCCAAUUAUCCUUACUUUUAGGAUGGGUUCAAUCCACGGAGAUGGCUCCAGUUAUCUGUGACUUCGAUUUGAUGGCCAAAUUGGCCGCAUACUCUGUAGAAGAAGAUUACGAAGUCCAUGGCGGGGAUCCCAGCCAUCCAACUAUCGUGGUGACUCCGGUUAAAAUCGGGGAAGACGAAGAGAAACCUAUGAGGUGUCCCCCGACCCCGCUACCGCAUACACCGCGACCUCCGGAAUGA